UGUUGAAUAUCUGCUGAAUCCUGUCGUGGAUAAAUGAAUCGCUGCUCUGGUGUAUGUCGGUUGGGUGGGUCUGGUCCAUGACUGACUGCCACAUUUGUGCUCCAAGCAUCCCCAAGCCCUUGUUUAGGGCUUCUGCAGUUACCCUUGCUAGAUAAGCUAGGUUCUGUAUGAUUAGAGAGAUCGGUUAAUUGCCCAACUGAAAAUUGUAGCUUAGGGCUUGUCCAUGGAGUGCCAGUUCCAACCAUGAUGUUGGUAGGUGGUCCAGUAGUGGUAGGAUGGAGGUUAGGAAGAUUGGGGGGUUGGGAUUUGGUUCCAUUUUUGUUUUUUUUUCUAUCCGUUUUUGGGUUAGUAAUAAAAGGUAGGGUAUUGGGGCAAUCAAACGUUUUUGGUGGUUGUGGAUUUGGAUCGACAAACAUGCUUAUUAUUUUGGGAUUUGUGUCUGAUACACUAGGAAUGGGAUUAUUAUAAUAUCCGAUUGAAUUGAUGGGUUCUGUCAAAUCACUUAGGAUUUCUUGAUUAUACAACUUUGGCUCUUGAGCUUUCAUUGAGGGAUUUUUUCCAGUUGGUAUUGGUAGGGGAAACGUAGUGUUGUAGUAGUCAUCAUUGGGGUCUAUCAUGGAGUCUAUUUUUGCAGAGAUGGGAGGUGGCCCAGUCUGGAUUUUUUGGUUUUCAUCUUGACCUUUGGGCUUGGUUGACUUUGGGUGUGAGGUAGUGUCCGUUUGGUUUGGGUUACUGAGUAUGGGGUUUGUCCUGGCUUUUGUUUGUGUUGUGGGCCCAUGUCCAAAAUUUGUGUGCAGCUGUGCAUUCCCUGGGUCCGCUUUUCUUUUAACGCUUGUGUUGGGCCUUUCUCUUGUGGGCUGCCCGACUGUAACUUAUUUUUCAGAUUGUUGUCUCUUUGUGGUAGUGGGUUGGGUUCGGUCCAUAUCCUGUAACAGGUUAGAUUUAGUGGUGUAUCGGAAAGUUUGAGUUUCAAGGAACUUACCGGAUGUAGCAUCGAACAUUUUUACUUUGAUGCCCUCUGGCUUUGUUGGUGGUUUGUCCUUUCUAUUCUUGUGCGUUGCUUCAUUUUGCUGUGUGUUGUGCUCUUUUUUACGCCUUCUGGAGAAAGAAAUCACUUUCUAUUCCUCUUCUUCCUCAUUGUUUGGUGUUUGGGUUGAAUCACCGUUUGGCUUUGAAUUUGAGCUCUCUGGGCUGUCUUGCAUAUGUGUUUGUUGUUGUUUUUGCCUGUGUAAGCAUCCUUUCAAGGUGUUCCCUAUCCUUCCACACCCAGUGCAUAGUACAUUUUCUCCUUCAUAGAUCACCAACUGCUUAUAAUCCCCUAUUGUAACUGAGGUAGCAACUGGUGUUUCCAAGGGUACCUGGAUACAUAUUCUUGCGUAUCUACCUCUGAGGGUGGCUGAAGUGCACGUAUCAAUUUUUAGGAGUUUUCCUAGUUUUCUGCCUACUUUUUCUAGGACCUCUUUGUCAUAGAAUUCAGUGGGUAGUUGUGGUAGUCUUUCCCAAAUUGCAGUGAAGGAUAAUGUCGCUUCUUAUGGGACGAAUUUGGGUUCCCAUCUUCUGACUAAGAGGAAACUUCCAGAGAUGAACCAUGGCCCUUUUUGUAUAUCUUUCACUAGAUUCUCCUCUUUACCAAAUUUGACUAUGAAAAAAUCCCAUCCUAGGUCGAUCAAGAUCAACUGUUCGGAUGGGUUCCAUAAAUCAACUAAUUUAGAUCGGAGGAGGUAGUGUGACAUUCGCUUUCCAAAGAGCUUUAUGAUGACCGAGUAACGCCAUGGUUCAUAUAACCUGUUUUUAUCCUCUUGAGAAUUAGGAUUGGACCUACUGUUUCCUUUCCUUUUUGUUGCGUUAUGGUGGAUUGUAGUUCUGAAGCGAAGUAGUCAGCUUGUGUUGUAUUUUGCUUAUUUAGGAGCAUUUUCUUGUAAGAGUGGGAUUGGGUUGUUUCUUCUUCCAUAACAGUGUCGUCCAGUGGUUCCGAUGGUAUGUUAGGUGAUUUGAGUGGAUUUUCCAUUAGUUGUUUGUAGUGAUGGAUGAGAGUUUCUCUAACCUUUUAGAAUUGGAUCCUAUAAAUGUUCUAUUUGUAAGUAUGCUGUGUUCCUUUAAUGAUAGAGAUACAACAAACGUUAAUAUCUCUGUAAAAUCGAAUAUUCUGGGUCUAAAGUGAGUCCUUUUGUAAGCAUAGAACUUAUAGGUAAGUUUUCCAAUUUAAUAUUCAAAAUUCAAUUAUCCAAUAAAAAGAGAUAAAAUAAAAAAAUAAAAUAAAUACUUUGAGCUUCGAAAAUCACCUUUGCCCGCUAAUAAAGCGCGCUAGUAAAGUGUAGACAUUAUAGUACUUUACCAAUAUUAGACAGCUAUAAGACCUAUGCUCAAGUGCUUAAGUUCAAUUUUCCAGGGGCAAAAGUGUCCGAUAAUGUUGCUCUAUUUCUUUGUCUCAAAGAUCCUUUCUUGAAAUAGUUGAAACACCAAAUUUGGUCUCUUUGCAGUUUUGCAUAGCCACGUAGAAUUCAAUGCUAUAAAUAUAUAGCAUAGAGCUUAAGCACACAAGAAAAGCAGAAAAUAGGUUACGGAUUUCAACCCCAAGAUUGGACAAUAAACCAAUUCAAUGUGAAUGAAUCUAUUGGAGAUUACACUUUAAAGAGGCUCUGCAUGUCAGCAAUUUUUUUCUUUUUAAAUUUAGACCCAAAUUUACUCCCAACACAAAUCCCACCUGUCUCUCUCCUCUUAUAUAAUCAGCAUUUGCUGUGUCUGAGCUUGCAUUUUGUUCUAUUGAGUGUUUUUUUGGGCAAUUGAUAUAAGUUUGUUGGGGGUUUUGAGAGUGAGAGUGAGAGUAAAUGCUGCUGUGAAAUGGCUGCUUCUGCUUCCUCUACUUUGGACUCUUCCCAAAAGGAAAUUGAGGAUGAGCUCAAAGAUUGUGGGAUUAGGCUUAUUGUUCCUCCUCCUUCCACUGAAGAGCUCCUCAAUCUACUCGAUAAAGUAGAAUCUCUAUUGGUAAAGGUAGGCCAAGCCCCUUCUGAUUCAAUGAAAGAUGCACUUCGACCAGUAAUGAGAGCUAUGGUUGGAAGUGAACUUUUAAAGAAUGCUGAUGUGGACGUCAAAUUCUCUGUUGUAUCUUGUCUCUGUGAGCUUUCUAGAAUAACUGCCCCUCAGCAACCUUAUGAUGAUGGACUAAUGAAGGAAAUUUUCCAACUUAUAGUAAGGGCAUUUGAAGAAUUAUCUCAUUCAGCCCGCCAUUAUUAUAAGGCUGUGCAUAUCCUUGAAACUGUGGCGGAUGUCAAGGCCUGUUUAAUGCUGCUGGACCUUGAAUGUGAUGCUUUAGUUAUUGAGAUAUUCCAGCUGUUUCUCAGAAUCAUCAGGCCCGACCAUCCUAAUGUUGUAUUCACAAGCAUGGAAGAAAUCAUGACUCUGCUCAUAGAAGAAAGUGAUGAAAUCUCAAUGGAGCUUCUUCAGCCUCUCCUUGAUAGCGUCAGAAAGGAAAAUCAGAUUUGUUCACCUAUCUCGUCAAAAUUGGGAGAGAAAGUCCUGAAAGAAUGUGCUUCCACUGUUAGACCCUAUCUUGUAGAAGCCCUCAAGUCAAGAAGCAUGAAUCUUGAUGAUUAUGGUGACAUAGUUGCCUCAAUAUGCAAUGAAAUGCCUGAGGGAGAACAAAUGCUUCACAGUCAGACAGAGCAGCUAAAGAAUAUUGGCAUUAGCAAUGCUAGUCAUGGUUGCCGGGUUAGGGCUAAGAAGAAACAGAAUGCCAAAUAAGGAGGCUGACCUGGGUAUGUUGGUUCCAGAAAGAGAUGUGUUGCAAUCUCAAGAUAAGAGAAAUGGCUCGCUGCAUUCAGUUCUCAACUUUGGGAGUGAACAUAAGGGCACAGCAUGUAGCAAAAGAAAACCACGUCAGAGCUCAAAGAAGAGCGAGUCUGUUCCAAAAGGUGAUGUCGAGACCACUUCUGGCCUUAACAUUGUAAGAGAAGGAGACCUUACUGAUGCUGAGGAGCCAUCAGUGCAACAAGUUGAUGAAAAGAAACAGAAGAAUGACAGAGCUACCAUUGAAACUCAUGAUGUAGAAGAAACAGGAGAUGAGGUUAAAAGGAAAACUUCUAAGAAGUUGUUAUCGCUAGAUCUGUGCUUAUAGUUUAUUUCAAGCACAAAUGUGACGACCACUUUCUUUUUCUUUUUCUUUUUCUUUUUCUUUUUUUUUUCCUUUUUUCCUUUUUCCAUUCACACUUGUGGGUUUUACAGGCGAUUAAACUAUCAUUUGGGGAUGAAAAUCUGUCAAGCAAACUUGGCAAAGCUAAGCGCCAGAAGAAGCUUGCCAUUGUAAAGGAUGAGAAUUCUAGAAGGCGUCACAUCACCAAAAAUUAUGGAGAAGAAAUGGUUGGUACCAGAAUAAGAGUUUGGUGGCCAUUGGACAAAGUGUAAGUUCUACAAAAUGUUGUGUCAGGACUGUCACGCUAUUGUGAAUUAGUGGUAGUAGUUACAGCUCCACUCUCAUUCCAGCACUUUUAAUCAACUUGAUUGCCUUCUGUUGUUAAGUUUAUUGUCUAUAAAAUUGACCUACCUGCUAGGCUGUCAGGCAAGAAUUUGUUUCAUUCCCUUAGGGGGUGUUCAUAGAAUUACACACAUGGUUCUUUUUAUUUGUAUUUUUUUAUAUUGGUUUUCUCUAGUUUUUACUACUCGAUGCUUUAAGCAGACCUUAUACUUGCAGACAAUUCCUGUGGAGAUAGAUUGUAUUGAUCAGCAGCCGAUGGAUUCCUGAGUUUCGAAAUUAGCUUGUUAAGCUAAUAAACUGUUGUUGUCUUCUUCUUCUUGUUCUUUUUCUUUCUUUUUUCUUUGAUGUCCUUUUGGUAGGCUAAGGUAAAAAUUGGAUAUAUGUUUAUAUCCACCAUAUAUGAGCUUCUUUUCUUUUAAUUCUUUUUCUUUCUCAUUCUUCAAUUUAAACUAUCAGCGAUCUCAAUCAUCACCAUCGUCCAUAUCAUGUGACUGAUGAUAGUAUUAAACCUUUGUAGAUUCUUCUGCCUCUACCAGUGAACUGACUCGUAUUUCUGUCAAACUUUUCAGCUUCUUUCUAUAAUAGAUUCUGAAUUAAUACUUUCCAAAUGCUCAUCCACUCACAAUUCCAGCAAUGCCAACUCACCUUCAGAACUAUCAACUAACAAAGCUCUAUAUCAACCCAUUGCCAGAUCUUGUCUUACUGCUACAUCAUUCUUCAAUUUUAUCAUCUCUAUGGUUUCAGUUGCUUGAAAAGUUGGAGUCAGUGGCAAAUUGUCUAGGCAAUAUUCUUUCAAAAGAAAUAUGUGUAGUCUUACAUGUAGAUCAUUUCUUGAUGUGCUUGGUAGCAUGAAAUGCUGUGGCUCACUUGCUUACUAGCAAUAGUUACUGGUUGUUUCUGGUGUAUGGGUUACGAAUUUUUGAGUGUGUCUCAUCUAUUGAUUGAUGUAGCUUGGAUUGAUAUCAAUUAUUGUGAAUAUAAUUACCAGAUAGACAAUGAAUCUAGAUGGGCAAAGAGAAAUACUCCCCUUGGCCACCUAAAAGAAAAACUAUUCCAAGAUUUAUCUGCAAAGUAAUAGGUUUUGAUUACUGAGUUGAAAAAAAAACAGACAGUUGACGAAUUGCUAGGACCAAUGCUCUAAAAAGGGGAUGUUGGUUAUUUAGAAAAAAAAAAACAGAAGAGAAUGCAGCCAUGGGAGUACUGAAGGAGGUUGAUGCCUCAGAAGGUCUUUAAGAACAUGAAAUUUUACAACCGGACAUCGGAAUCACGUCAAAUCAACUCCGUUUUGCACCAAAUUUUGCAGACAAGUCAUAAAUACUGAAAUGAACCUAUACAAAGUUCCGAAUUCGAAAUACGAACCCGAUAGCAACAAAGUCAACCUACGAUCAAACAUAGGAAUUCUUUAAACCUUUAAAUUGUUAGUUUUC
Nicotiana tabacum (common tobacco) is the source of this 5898-nucleotide messenger RNA. NCBI's taxonomy places the organism in Eukaryota, Viridiplantae, Streptophyta, Magnoliopsida, Solanales, Solanaceae. The record is from RefSeq and is a predicted model, not a curated record.